Fulvia fulva is the source of this 168-nucleotide messenger RNA. RefSeq lists its product as uncharacterized. The transcript has 2 exons. The record is from RefSeq and is a predicted model, not a curated record. The coding region runs from base 1 to 168 and encodes 55 amino acids. NCBI's taxonomy places the organism in Eukaryota, Fungi, Ascomycota, Dothideomycetes, Mycosphaerellales, Mycosphaerellaceae.
AUGAACGAAAUCGCUACACUCUCGAAGCACGGUGCCGAGAAUGCUUCAGUACCAGGCCAUUGGGAUCCAUUGGUGGCGGCGCUAUCCAACGUAUACUCACCACAGAAUCCGGAUGGCUUGGUUAUGCUGGGUCUUGCCGAGAGCUCGCUGAUGCAUGAUGAGCUUUAA